This is a messenger RNA of Alligator sinensis (Chinese alligator), 977 nucleotides long. RefSeq lists its product as uncharacterized. The record is from RefSeq and is a predicted model, not a curated record. NCBI's taxonomy places the organism in Eukaryota, Metazoa, Chordata, Crocodylia, Alligatoridae. Gene Ontology annotation, cellular component: centrosome. The transcript has 6 exons. The annotation marks the transcript as partial.
AGUGGAGAAAGCAUUUGCAGUGCCAGCUGGGUUUUAUUGGCAGACCGUAGAAACUGAUGAAAAAUACUUCCCUAGCAGCAGUGACAUUGGGACUAGCAGAGAUAUAGAUACAGAGGUUGCCUUGGUGUUGCUAUUUGAAACCCUACUCCAAAACCCUUUGGCCACCCAUCACAUGCUACAGCUGAUUCUCAGUGCUGGUUUGGAUAUCUGCGGACUCCGCCUACUUUAUCCCCAGCACAACUUGCUGCUCUCUACCACAGAAGAGCUGCCUUCUGCUUAUUCUCCUGAGGCUGGCAAGGCACCACCAGUUCUGGCAUUAAGUUUGAGAGGGCCGAAAGCACGACACACCUUACAGGAUAUUGUAGGGCCUUCUGAUCCACAGCUGGCCCGUGUGACUGACUGCAGCUCCAUCAGUGCCCUGUAUUGUAGGAGCCGAGCUGAGCCUCUCGUCUACCUGCCCCGCACAGACAGCCGUGUCAACAGGGAGCUGUGCCUUUGGUUUGGAGGAAGAGUAUAUUCUGACACAGCACUUCAUGUUGGUGUCCAGAAUCCUGCCUGCAAAUAUAACAGAUCAAGACCUCAGAGCCCUUCAUCAUGCAGAACAGAAGAACGGGAUGAUCUGCAGGGCAAGGCGCUGUCCAGUGCUCCAACAACACUUGUCUCGACCACCAAAGGAGAUGUCAUUUUGGUGGUCUCACCUACUAUUCCUCCUCAUGCAUACGCUGAUGCGAUUUCAACUUGCACUCAGAGAGGGUUUAUUCUGCAGGGAAUCAGGCGGCUGCAGCUUUCACUUAAACAAGCCACUGUGCUUAGCAUGACAACAAGUCAGAUGGCUGUAUUUUGCCCUAAAAAGAUUUCAAGUCCACCUGAUAGGAGUUCCUCAAGAGAAGAAUUUCCACCUGAACCACGUUUGCACUGUCUGAUUUUGCUGCUGAGAAAGGAGAAUGUUGGCUAUCAUGUUCCUGCAUUAAUAAAAG